This is a messenger RNA of Lipotes vexillifer (Yangtze River dolphin), 531 nucleotides long. RefSeq names its product CD160 molecule (gene CD160). Gene Ontology annotation, cellular component: plasma membrane. Gene Ontology annotation, molecular function: transmembrane signaling receptor activity. The record is from RefSeq and is a predicted model, not a curated record. NCBI's taxonomy places the organism in Eukaryota, Metazoa, Chordata, Mammalia, Artiodactyla, Lipotidae. Gene Ontology annotation, biological process: regulation of adaptive immune response.
AAAGAAGAGGCUGAGGUGGGUAUGGUGUUUUUGUGCAAGGAUAAGUCUUGAGUCUGUUCCCCUGAGACUAGCUUGGAGCAACUGAGACUUAAAUAGGAUCCUGGGAAAGAUGGUAUCAGUGAAAUAUCAUCUCAGUUGGUGUUCACCAUAAACCAAGCCAUGGCAUUGGACAGUGAGACCUACCAGUGGUGUGCCAGAAGCCAGAAGCUGGAUAUCCCUCUUCAGGGCCAUUAUUUCUCUGAGUCACAGGUGGUCUCCCAAUAUCCCCAGUGCCACCAGAGAGUGAACUACACAGUAAGGGGAUUGAAACGACACCCCAAGUUUGGCCACAGUAAAGGUGCUCUCAGUUCAGGCUUCCUGCAAGAAAAGGUCUGGAUGAUGCUGGUCACCAGCCUGGUGGCCCUUCAAGGUAUGUUCAGAAGAGCUUUUAGCACCCCAAGAAAUGAGGUUGCUAUACCUUUAACAUCUUGAUUACUCUCCAGGAGAAGGGUGGAAAGGAAGCCCAGAGUGGGACAGGGAAAUGCUCCUUAG